Molecule: messenger RNA, 593 nt
Organism: Sipha flava (yellow sugarcane aphid)
Lineage: Eukaryota; Metazoa; Arthropoda; Insecta; Hemiptera; Aphididae
Exons: 1
Molecular function (GO): protein dimerization activity
Source: RefSeq, a predicted model, not a curated record
UUGAAGCUAAUUUUAAAUCAUUUCGUUUAAGAAAAAAAAAGAAAAUGUUCAAUUAUGAAGUAGAAGAUGAAAGAGGUUAUGAUGCUGAAACAAUAUUUCGACAAGAAUAUUUUUUUUAUAUUGUUGAUCAAGCAAUAAGCUCAAUGGAAACCCGCUUUAAACAACUUGAAUCUUAUAAAGAUGACUUUGGGUUUUUAUUUCGAAUAGGGAAAUUAACAAAAAUGGCAGAUUCAGAUUUAUUAAAACAUUGUAUGGACCUUCAAAACCGUUUGACGGAUAGAGAUUCAAAAGAUAUUGAUGCUUUAGAUUUAUAUGCAGAAUUAAUAAUCUUCAGAUCUCUUGUCUAUGAGAAUCAAACUCUUCUUGAAGUACUUUCUAUAGUUAAAAAUUCCAAUGGUUCAUUUCCGAAUAUUAGUGUUGCUCUUCGGAUACUUUUAACCAUUCCAGUCACUUCAGCUAGCGCAGAGAGAAGUUUUUUUAAGUUAAAAAUUAUAAAAAAUUAUCUUCGCAAUAGGAUCAGCCAAGAACAGCUUACCGGGUUGUCUAUAAUAUCAAUUGAAAAAGCAAUAUCAGAUAAAAUUAAUUAUGAUGAU